GAACUGCGACUUGCCAACAAAAUGAAAAAAUACUUUUACUUUCUAAACGUCACCGACCGAUGGGCGGAACAGGCCAGUCGGCCGAGGGCCGGAUACCAUUUGACGAAAGGAGGAACCGAGAAAUCUAGGAGAGAGGCUCCGAAUCGGACAUGGAAGGACUUCCGCCCAUUUUGUAAAUCUGCUACUUGUUUGUGAUUUGUGGCACAGAACGGGGAAGUUGUUGGUGCUCAUUUUUAGUUUCGCUGUGUUCAAAUCCUGUGGAGCAGGACAUUUUACGCAAAGGGACUCGCUGCGUGGUGAAACAGCGCAGGGAGCCUGUCCUAAGCACUUUAUUUAGUGCCACCGUUUGGGGGAAACAUCUACAAAACAUCUGGAGCGGCUGUGGUCUCUCUGGGCCUGGUGUUUUUUUUUUGUUUUUUUUUGCAGAGGAGUGGGGUAGCUGCGCUGACCACCGAUGGAACCGAUGGACUGGCUGAAGAACGAGGAACUCCUGCGGUUUUUCCACUGUAAAAAAACCGAAAUGUCCUGCAUGGAGAACCCGCACACGUUUCUCAGCCAGCUCCGGGAUCACGACCUGAUCCAAGAGGACCGAUACAAGAAGGUGAGUCGUAUGAAGAGUAAAGACAACAUAAGGAAAGGUCUCUAUGAUAUUCUGGACUGGUUGGAGAGAGAACGAUCACAGAGCGUCAGAGAGUUCUGGAGCUGCGUCUUCGAGGAGACCAUCCUGAACCAGUAUCCCGCCCUGCGACUGCUGCGCAACAGCCUCAUGGACGGGUCUUUCCAUUUUGACAAACAACUACCAGAGAGGAAAAGGAAGGAGCUUUCAGAAGGUGAGGAGGGAGAGGAGAAGCAAGAGAACUCAGUGAAAAAGAAGAGAAAGCUGAGAAGUAGGAGCGUGUGCGUCGAUGAGGAAGAGCCGGCCGGUCCAUCAGCUCAGAUGACUCCCAGGAAAAUGUCCAAGAAAAUAUGCUUCUCCUCUCCCCUGAAGAAGGGAGGGGAGAACAACAUUUGGAGCUGGCCCAUGUAUAAGUUCCAGCUGCCCGUGACCUGUGGAGACAAGGAGGGAACACUGAACAGAGGCAGACUGGAUAAAGGGGAGAAGUGCAUUGUGGUCGGGAGACAGUGGUUCACUCCCAAUGAAUUUGAGAGGUUAGCGGGGAGGAAGAGUUUCAAGAACUGGAAGUUGAGCAUUCGAUGUAUGGACACCACCCUGGGACAACUUAUAAAGGACGGUCACUUGACAGCAGCAAAGUACAAAGGAGGUAAAAAGGCCAAGAAAUCACUGUUCCCAUCUGGUCACUCAACCACAGUGUCUGACGAAGAUGAAGGUGAAGAGGAGGUCAGUGACCUGGACGAGGAAGACGAGGUUUCGUCAAGCAGCAAAGAAAGUUCUGCAGCUGUCACAGACGAGGAAGAAGAGGAACGGACUGAGCAGCAGCCAAAAACCAGCCAUGACAGUGGCAGGAAGGUGUUCAGAGUCACAUGUGGAGCUGUAGCGGGGACUUUACAUGAAAAACGAUUUGUGUCAGGGACUCGUGGGAAGAGUAUUCGUACUGAGACGAACUGGAUGACCCCGGUGGAGUUCCUAGAGGUGGCACCACGUCAGACGAAUGCCUCUUGGAGGAAAGACAUCAAGUAUGAAGGGGAACCGCUCAGUGUCCUCAUAGAGGCAAACAUCUUGGGGAUCCACUCUCUGCUGUGUAAUUGCAGACUGUGCAAACCAGAAGACGAAGACCUGGAGAAUGAGAAAAACGAUGACGAGUGCUGCAUCUGUAAAGAGGAAGAAGAGUUGGUGAUGUGUGAUCACUGCCCUCGCUCCUUCCACCAGAAAUGUCACCUGCCUCAUGUAGAAGACGUCAUUUUACGGGACAAUGGCCUGUGGAUGUGUACACUCUGCAUAUUCAGAACAAGUCGAGUGUAUUUAUACUCUGAGGAGCUGGAAAGAGAAGCAACCAUGUUGUGCCAAAUAUCCAAACGCAUACUGCAAUGCCAGUAUCUCCUUCUGUGUCUGUGCAGUGCUGAUGAGGAACACACAUUUGCUGCGAACCCAUGCCUCUAUUUGAAUGGCUACUCCACCGUGAUCCAGACUCCGAUGUGGCUGGGUCAUAUAGCAGACAAACUCCAGAAGAAUCUCUACCAGACCGUUGGAGAGUUUGUGAGCGACGUCCAGCUCAUUUUCUCCAACUGUGCUUCAUACAACCGGGACAAUGCUGAAUUCCUCGCCAGGGGCAACAGACUGAAGGAGUUAUUUGACAGAGAAUUUAAGAGCGUGCUCAACAUCAGUGAAUAGGCUUGUGACAGAUCAGCAGUGUUCUGUUGUCAAACUCAGAAGCGGCUGGGAAAAGGUUAAGCAUGUGUAAAUAUGCCUGUGGUACCUAUCUUUUUAAACAUAACCCUCCUAUGUGGUUGAAAUAUCCCAAAAUAAAUGAUUCCCAAUCAAGAGAAUGCAAGGGACUUUUACUUGAAUUAUGACAACACGUUUCAAUCUAUAAUUCUACUACAAUGCAUUAAAAAUAGUUUCUUCCCACUAUUUAUUUUCAUUACUCAUAAAAUAACCGAAUGUUUAACAUUUCAACACUUUCCAUACGAUCAUGCAGCCCAGAGUGCUUUACAGAGCAAGAUUAAAACAGCACAGAUAACAAGUAUUUCCCCUGUGUGUUGUUCUCAACAUUUUUUUAUUGCCACGUUUUUUAAAUGUAUUUUUUAUUAUGGUGUUACACCACGUGUGAGGAGGGUUCCAAACUGAAUGUAUUGUAAAAGUCAGUAUUUGACUUUUAAAGUGCAAUUAAUUUGCACUUUCUCUUUCUGUCUCGAUCUCUGAUCUGUGGCUUGUGGAUUUCUGUUUUCAAAAUAAAAUAGUAUCUUGUGUA
Anarrhichthys ocellatus (wolf-eel) is the source of this 2870-nucleotide messenger RNA. RefSeq names its product nuclear body protein SP140-like protein. Bases 455 to 2290 code for a protein of 611 amino acids. Gene Ontology annotation, cellular component: cytoplasm; nucleus. Gene Ontology annotation, molecular function: DNA binding; DNA-binding transcription factor activity, RNA polymerase II-specific; protein binding. The record is from RefSeq and is a predicted model, not a curated record. NCBI's taxonomy places the organism in Eukaryota, Metazoa, Chordata, Actinopteri, Perciformes, Anarhichadidae. Gene Ontology annotation, biological process: regulation of transcription by RNA polymerase II; humoral immune response. The transcript is spliced from 16 exons.